AUUUGUAGUAUAAAAUAGCUAAUUAGAAUUUAAUAAAAUAUAUAAUUAAUAAAAUGCUUCAGUCAACGUUAUAUAAUCAACAUAGAAUAGAAACACAUAGAGCUUUAGAACUUCUGGGAGAUUAUUAUGCAAAAUUAACAAAAACGCACGAAAAACAACUAACUCUGGAAAUAGAACGAUUGAUUCGAGUACUUAAAAGUAGAUUUUUCCAAGCUCUAAUAGAUAUUCAAGAGUUUUAUGAAAUAAGUUUAUUAGAUAUAAUAAGAACAAAUAACAUAAUCUCGACAAACAAUUCUAUUUCCUUAAAAACAUGGAAUAAUUAUAAUAAAGAUAUAAGUUUCUCUUCGUCUUUUUCUAGUCCUGACACAAAUUUAUGUAGCAAUAAUAAAGGAAAGUGGAAGUAUGGAGAUAUUUGUAUUAUACGAGGUGGAACUGGACUAGGUUUUAGUAUUGCAGGUGGAACUGAUAAUCCUCAUUUACCAAAUGACUUUUAUAUAUAUAUUACCAAAAUAAUACCUCAUGGUGCAGCAGCAGUUGAUGGUCGACUUCAAAUUAAUGAUCGAAUUGAAAAAGUAAAUGAUGUUUCUGUAGUUAAUGUGACACAUGCUACAGCUGUUGACAUAUUAAAAAAAUCUGGCGAUAAAGUGAAACUUUAUAUUCGAAGAGAAAUAACAGAUAAUGAUAUAAAUGAAAUAGAAUUAAUAAAAGGUGAAAAGGGAUUAGGAUUCAGUAUUGCUGGUGGUAUAGGAAACCAACAUAUUCCAGGAGAAAAUGGUAUAUAUAUUACAAAAAUAAUGGAUCAAGGUGCUGCUGAUAUAGAUGGUAGAUUAAAAAUUGGACAUAAAUUAGUCGCCAUUAGAAAUGCAUCUGGAGAUCAAAAUUUAGAAAAUGUUACGCAUGAAGAGGCAGUAGAAGCUUUAAAAAAUGUACAGAAUAAAAUCAUACUUUUCACUAUUGAGCCAAAGAAUCUUGAUAAAUAUCUUAUUGAUAUAAAGAACAAAUCAACCCUCAAUGAUUCGCCAGAUAUGUUUAACAAUCAUAAUAUAAAGAAUUUAUCUGAAUCUAUCGUAGAUAAUCCAUCAUCAGACAUUACAUCCCAAAGUACAGCUCACGAGAUUGAUAAUAGUAUGAAAAAACAGAGUGAAACCGUUACAUUAAACAAAGGCCCUUAUGGUUUGGGUUUCAAUAUCAUUGGGGGAGAUGAUGGAGAAGGUAUAUUUAUUUCAUUUAUAUUAAAAGAUGGACCAGCUGAUAUUAAUGGUCACUUAUACAAAGGAGAUAAAAUAAAAAGCGUCAAUGGAAUUAAUUUUUUAAAUAUCUCGCACGAAGAAGCUGCAUGUAUAUUAAAGGGAACUGGUGAAAUAGUUACAUUGAUUGUUCAACAUAACAUGGAUGAAUAUGAGAAAUUUGAAAAAAAACUUCAUUAUUUAAAAGAAUGUCAAAUACAACAAUCACUUAACGGAGGAUCUUUAAUUAAAACUACACAGAAGAAAUCCAUGUUUGUCAGGGCACUUUUCGAUUACGAUCCCAAUAAAGAUGAUGGUUUACCAAGUCAUGGACUCACUUUUCAAUUUGGAGAUAUUCUACAUGUAACAAACGCAAGCGACGAUGAAUGGUGGUUAGCAACAAAAGUUUAUUCUGAAAAUAAUGAAGGUUUUGGUAUAAUUCCUGCUCGUAAACGUUGGGAAAGAAAACAACGAGCUAGAGAUCGAUCUGUUAAAUUUGAAGGACAUAUGUCGGUUCUUCUUGAUAAACAGAAUGUUUUAGAUAAAAGGAAAAAGAAUUAUUCGUUUAGUCGAAAAUUUCCAUUCAUGAAAAAUAAGGACGAAAAGUUUGAUGAUUAUUCUCAACAAGAACAAUCAUAUAUGUUAUGUUACACACAAGAUGAUGCCAAAAUUGAAGAUAAUGGCAGCAAAGAAAUUUUAUAUCGUGUGGAAUUACCUUAUAUGGAAGAAUUGACAUUAGUUUAUUUAGAAAAAGAUGAUGAUGAAGAAACCAAUCAACAAUUAUGUAGCGAAGAUAAUAUUUUGACAUAUGACAAAGUUAAAAAAAUAAAAAUCAAUUAUACAAGACCAGUUAUUAUCCUUGGACCAAUGAAAGAUAGAAUAAACGAUGAUCUAAUCACUCAAUUUCCAGAAAAAUUUGGUAGUUGUAUUCCACAUACCACACGACCAAAAAAAGAUACGGAAAUAGAUGGGCGAGAUUAUUAUUUUAUAGUUUCUCGAGAAGACAUGGAGCGUGAUAUUCAAAAUCAUUUCUUUAUUGAAGCCGGACAAUAUAAUGAAAACCUAUAUGGUACUUCUAUUGCUUCUGUAAGAGAAGUUGCAGAAAAGGGUAAACACUGUAUUCUUGAUGUUAGUGGAAAUGCAAUUAAAAGACUAUAUGCUGCACAUCUCUAUCCAAUAGCAUUAUUUAUUAAAGUACCAUCAUUAGAAUCUGUAAUGAAUAUUAAUAAAAAAAUUACAGAAGAUCAAGCAAAGAAAAUUUACUAUCGCUCUUUAAGAAUAGAACAAGAAUUUGCUGAACAUUUUACAGGUAUAAUUGAAGGUCAAACUUAUCAAGACAUAUAUACAAAAAUAAAGCAAAGUAUUUCGAAACACUCAGAUCAAUAUAUUUGGGUUUCAUGUAAAUUUUCAAAUGUUUAAACAAGUGUUUUAGUUUAGUAGUUUAGCAUAAUAUCAAAUAUAAAGUAUUUAUAUAUA
Messenger RNA from Ceratosolen solmsi marchali, 2702 nucleotides. RefSeq names its product MAGUK family member discs large 1 (gene dlg1). The record is from RefSeq and is a predicted model, not a curated record. Gene Ontology annotation, molecular function: protein kinase binding. Lineage: Eukaryota; Metazoa; Arthropoda; Insecta; Hymenoptera; Agaonidae. Gene Ontology annotation, biological process: cell-cell adhesion; embryo development; establishment or maintenance of epithelial cell apical/basal polarity. The transcript has 18 exons. Bases 54 to 2645 code for a protein of 863 amino acids. Gene Ontology annotation, cellular component: basolateral plasma membrane; postsynaptic density membrane; neuromuscular junction.